CAGCAUAAGUUCCCUGUUGCCGUGGAGACGGGGAUUGUUUGUGGUUGCCUCCUCCUCCUCCUCCUCCUCUUCUUCGGCGCGGCGCUCUUCGGUUCGAACUUUUCGGCCGGCGGGAAGCCGGUAACGGGGCGCGAGAGGUUCUGCCCCCUCUUGCCCGGUCCCAGCCGCUGCGAGGGAUCCUGACGGCUAGUGGCGGCGGCAUGACGAAUACAAAUAAAGAACCCCGUGGACCCCCAAAUCGAUAUGCACCAUGUGAUUGGUAUUAUCACGUGCCGCUAAAGCGAUCAGAGGAGCUUGUUAAUUCUGAAGUUCCACAACAACCAACAUCCCAGAUCCCAGGUCUUGGUGAUUUUGGAGAUCCUCACGUUGAGAUUACUUUUGGGGGGCGAAGGAAGUGGAUCAAAGACACCGACUCAGAAUAUGUGAAGCUGGCAAAACAAGGAGGCCGACCUGAUUUGCUGAGACAUUUUACACCUACUCCACGAAAAGUGUCCCUGGGGUCCUAUGGUGCACCUGAGUGGUACUCACAUCAUAACAAACCAGCACCGGCUGAUGAGUCUAAACCUCGGGUUUCAACCAUGCCGGACUACAUGAUUCAUGAGGACUUUAAGACUGAUCAACCUCCCAUCUAUGAGCCUAAGAGGGGACCUUUUGAUUUCGAUAUGAAAAGUGUUUGGCAAAGAGAUGCUGAAGACAAAGAGAACAAAGAUAAGAGAGAGGAAAAUGGAGUACAAGGUGAAGGCUCUCCAAGCAGCACAAAAGAAGAGAUAAAACUUCCUGCUAUAACACCAAGAUACCCACACAGAACGCCGCAGCCUGUUGCAGCUAAAGAAUUCCAUGGAGGAAACAGGCUUUACUUCCCUCCAAUGCCUGCUCACAAAAAAAAUGAGCCUGUGAACUUUAGCAAACUGAUCAGCAGUGGUUAUGGAGAUGAGUGGCUUCAGCAGCGCGAUGACUGGGAGAAAAAGGGUUCCCAGCCUAAUGAUUCUCUUCCUCCUCCAAGUGAGUACCAGAAGAAAAUAGAAAAGAGGCAGAAAGCUAGGAAACAUACAUUGUCACACAAAAGAAAACCUAGAUCUCAGUCUGGACUUGAAAUGGGUGCCCAGCCUAAGAAGCCACUCUUCAACCUCAGAAUGUAUGCCACCCAAGACCCUUCUGUAAGUAGAGGGCGAGGGGAGCGGCAGCAGCCAGGGAAAGAAGGCCGGGCGGGCGGGCGGCGGAGACCUUGGGCGCCCUGGUUGCGGCAGGGGCUUGUUGUGCCUCGUCCGGCCGGGCCUCUCCGUCUGCAGCCCGGAGGCGGCAGCGGCUCGAGCCUGGGCUGGGGGGCUGCGUUCCUCUCCUCCUGCUCCCGCCCCAGCCCCGGUCCACUGGGUCCAGAGCGGCCGGAGCUGAAGUGGAGCAGGGAGGACGGGAGCGCGCCCCAAAACGGCUCGCUGCGCGCCUCCCUUCGGUGA
Elgaria multicarinata webbii is the source of this 1454-nucleotide messenger RNA. RefSeq lists its product as uncharacterized. NCBI's taxonomy places the organism in Eukaryota, Metazoa, Chordata, Lepidosauria, Squamata, Anguidae. Bases 201 to 1454 code for a protein of 417 amino acids. The record is from RefSeq and is a predicted model, not a curated record. The transcript is spliced from 10 exons.